AAGCCUGAAAUAAUGAAGACACAAGUGAAGAGUUAACUUUUCUUGCUUCCUGACUACUAAUAUCUUUAGAAAUUGCAAUAUAUAAUAAUUAAUAAAAUAUAAUUAAAAUAUUAUAAUGAAUGUUUAAUAAAAGUUAUCGAAAUUAUAGAGAAGAAAAAGAAAGGUGGAUAAGAUCUAAAUAUGAAUUAAAAGAAUUCUUAGCAUCAACAAAUUCUUCUAUGACAAUUGGACAGCAAUUGAUUGAUUCAGUCUGCAAGUCAGAUAUUAAAAGUGUAGCCUUAGUCCUUGCUCACGUAACAAGUCCUGACCAAGUCAAUGUUCCUGUUAGUCCCAGAGAUAUGCGCUUACCUCUUCAUUUAGCAGCUGCUCUUGGAAAUUUGGCAAUUUGUCAACUAUUAAUUUGGUAUAAUGCUAACGUGAAAGCUAUAGAUUCUGACGGUAGGAGUCCAAUGGUCUAUGCAAAGAAUGCAGGCUCACAAGAGAUUCAAGAUCUGCUGAGAAACAAUGGAUGUCCAGAUACUGUCGUUCACACUUCAAACACCAUGCCAAAAAGAAGAGGUAGUCUCUCCCAAAAAUCUUCAGAAGUAUUUGACAAAUUGCCUGCUAGUAUUAUAUAAAGUCAGUAAUUGUGGCCAAACAAUAACAUUCUGGAGAAAGGGAAAGCUUGAGAAGUACAUUAACCAUACCAGCACAUAUCUAAUGCCAAAAAUGUAUAGAGAUGAGUUUUUAUUUUCUCAACACAAGAUAGUAUUAAUGCUUUUAAAAAGGCAGCUUAUAUAAAUAUUUUUUGCAAGUAGGAGAUAUUAAUGUGCAAUUUUGACUGAAUUUUAUUACAGAAAAAUUUCUAUAUCAUUUAGAAUUGCUGCCAACCUUUGUAUACUGUGAUCAGAAAUAUUUAUAGUGAUGAAAAUCUUCCCACCCUAAACAUAAAUUUUAUCUCUGAAUUAAUCAAAUAUUUUAGGAUUUUUUAUAUAUAUUUUUUCCUCUCCUUUACAAAAGUCGGACAUUAUUUAAAUUUUCGAUAGACAAUCUAUAUAAUGUUCAAAUUGAACCGAUAUUUAAAAAAAAAAACUUCUCAAAGCGUAACAGGGUAAGCCUUGCUGGUCCUUUUAUUCGAGAUAUAAAGAUAUUUUAGCAAAUAAUUGCUUCUUAACAUAUUGCCUUUAGUCCAGAUCGCUCAUCAAUUGAUUAUAUUUGGAAAAAAUCUUAGAUUUUACACUGCCAGUUAUCUUCUAAUAUGAGCGUUAUUUAUAAAAAGCCAUGUAUUAAAACAUAAUUUUUCUCUUUACAAAAUUAUAAAAUGUACUAAACUUACUAAGAGUUUGAAAAUUUAUUCCAAAAAUAAGAAAAUGAUAAUUUCUUAAGAUUUUGCAAAUUUGUCUCCAAAUACCUGCACUUGUACAGAAUUUGUAUUAUUUGUACAGAAAAUAAAUAUUUAUAAUAAUCAAUGAAAAAUAGAAAGCUAGUUGUCUAACAUGACGUAUAAGAAAAGUCAAUGAUCUGUUAAAUUAAAUACACAUUGAGCUGAUCAAAAAGAAAUAUUAUAUAUGAUAAAAUUCUACAAUUUGUAUAAUUUACUUUUGCCAGAAAGAGUUUUUUUUUGAGGAAAGAAAAACUCUGCAGUUUUUUGUAAAUAUGUAAUUAUAAUAUAUAGAAUAAUAUAUUAUUUUCAUUCUUUCUAUUACAUUUCUUCAUCUAGUCUUCCCCAGUUUAUGUAAAGGGGACCACAAUCUUACGAACUUGCAGCAUACAUCAUGUUAUAAUCAAUUCAUGUUCUCACUGUGUGCUUUUGUACAAAUUAGUUUAAUCUGUAUGAUGUGUGUUUGGUUUUGUAAUUUGUAUAAUAAUUGCACCUUGUUAUUGUGUACAUGUCAUUUCAAUGUUACAAAUUAUAUAAUUUUUUUUCUUUUUUUUUCAAAUAAAUGUACUAAAUACUGGA
Centruroides sculpturatus (bark scorpion) is the source of this 1939-nucleotide messenger RNA. RefSeq names its product arf-GAP with GTPase, ANK repeat and PH domain-containing protein 3-like. Bases 120 to 617 code for a protein of 165 amino acids. Gene Ontology annotation, cellular component: nucleus. The transcript has 3 exons. NCBI's taxonomy places the organism in Eukaryota, Metazoa, Arthropoda, Arachnida, Scorpiones, Buthidae. The record is from RefSeq and is a predicted model, not a curated record. Gene Ontology annotation, molecular function: protein binding.